AGCCCACUUACAACGCGAUGCCGAGACGCAGACCAAAUGGAGGAGAGCGCGCCACUGGGCGAGAGCGCGCGGUCGUCUUCGGCGACGCCUUCCGGAACGUGACGCAAGGGCUGGUGUGCAUGCAGGAGGCCCUGCGUCUGCAGGGGCAGGAGGCCAUGCGGCGACAGGAAGAAGCGGAGCGCAGGCACCAGGAGGCCCUGCGCCUGCAGGAGCAGAGGAAUGCGGCUGCGUUGCAUGAAGCUGUUGGGCAGAUGGAGGCCAAGCUGCAGGAGAAAGACGACGCUAUCCAUGCCCUUGAGCAGCGACUGAAAGAGACGCAGGAAAGAGUAGAGGUCGUGGAAGUGAAAGCGGAUGGAUUGGUGAGGUCUGCAGAGGAGGAAGGGUUGACGCGACUGGAGGGUCGAUUGCAGGAGCUGGAGGACUCUUUGCAAAGGACAAUGCAGAAGUUCUUUCCGCGAGUGGAUGGCCUCCUGCGCCAGCUGGAGGGGACUCCGCCUCGAAAGGCUUCUUCUUUUCCCCAUCUACCCUCUACGUCGUCGGGCGCAACAUGCGGAGAGGCGGCGACUGAAGAAGGAGCUGCGGGCGGCCUAGAAGAUAAUCCGCCUCAAGUGGAAUCCCUCGCACCCUCCGCUUCAUCUCCCGCCUUUCCUCCUCCGUCCUCCUCCUCCUCCGCCGCCAGCGCCCCCGGAGCGUCUGUGUCGGAGGCGGCGGGACACCAAACAGAAAGGCCACACGCCGGUCAGGGCACACAAGCAGAGGAUGAACGCGUCCAGAGGCAGCGCAUUGAGCGCCGAGUACAGGACGUCAAAGGGAAAGUGAGGACUGCAUGUAACGCCCCUUCUCAACAUAGAGAGGUCUUGCUUUCGGCGAUACGUAACGGACGCUUGGGAGAAAUCGAACGUCUGCUUGAUGACGGUGCUGAAGUCAACUAUGUUAACAAAGACGGUUCUGUGCCUCUACUGGUUGCGGUCCAGACGGGCCAACUCGACGUGGUUGCCCUUCUCCUGCUGCGAGGCGCCGAUGUGAACGCGGUCGACGAGCGCGGAACCUCCGUGAUGCACUGGGCCGCGUUCGAUGAGCGCUGCAGCCGCAGCCUGGGGCUGCUACUCGCGGCGGGGGGCGAUGCCAACGCCAGGAGCGUGUCGGGGGUGACUCCCCUGCACUGGGCCGCGGAGAACAACGAGGCGGCGGUGCGGGCGCUGCUCGCGGCAGGCGCCAGAACGGACCUCAAGCCCUGGGACGGGCCUUGGGCGAACAGGACUCCCGUUGAACUCACCACGUCUGCAGAAAUUAGAGAGCUUCUUCGUUCGGGACUAUGUAAAUGGAUUGGAACAACG
Messenger RNA from Gryllus bimaculatus (two-spotted cricket), 1337 nucleotides. The record is from the annotation of a GenBank genome assembly. Lineage: Eukaryota; Metazoa; Arthropoda; Insecta; Orthoptera; Gryllidae.